This is a messenger RNA of Aethalodelphis obliquidens (Pacific white-sided dolphin), 5239 nucleotides long. RefSeq names its product metallophosphoesterase 1 (gene MPPE1). Gene Ontology annotation, biological process: endoplasmic reticulum to Golgi vesicle-mediated transport; GPI anchor biosynthetic process. Gene Ontology annotation, cellular component: endoplasmic reticulum-Golgi intermediate compartment. NCBI's taxonomy places the organism in Eukaryota, Metazoa, Chordata, Mammalia, Artiodactyla, Delphinidae. The coding region runs from base 1552 to 2943 and encodes 463 amino acids. The record is from RefSeq and is a predicted model, not a curated record. Gene Ontology annotation, molecular function: phosphoric diester hydrolase activity. The transcript has 15 exons.
GCCAGGCAGCUGGGCUCCGUGUCACCUUCGCGCUGAGGCGUCGGUGCUUCCGUUCGUUGCUGUUACCGGCCCUGCGAGCUGCAGCCCCCUUGCCCUUUUAGGAACGCAGGUUUACCUCUUGAGAAAACCGUAUACUGGAAAUUAUUUAUUUGCUGGAAAAUUACCAUUACCUAAGGCCCAUGUAUUAAAUCGUAGGGGCUGCUCCCUUCCUAGUUUGCUGCUGUAGAUUUUUAAAAACCCGUCUUAAUUUAAAAUGUAAUUUAAGAUGGAAAAUUUAACAUGCAAACAGCCACUGAUGACAUUGUGGUAAUAAUGAAUUUAACAUUAGUGGACAAGUAUUAAGCAUGUUUUAAUGCUAAUUUUUGGGGGGAGGGAAGUUAGCUAUUCAGUGAUAGCUUUGAAGUUAAAAAUCAGUCAAUGGAUGAAAUAUUUUGCUCCCAGUGAUGGACUGCAGCUACUAUUGUUGUGUGUUGGGCCAUACAGAGCGAUCUUGUAUACGUGUUUUAUGUGUAAGUAUUUAUACUACAACUUAAAAGAACUGUUCUUGGCCAGUAACUAAUGUCGGUCGUUAGGUCGUUAGCUCUGUGGUUCUCGCUGUCUUUUACUUUCAGCGUGGCUCGGGUUCCUUGUGGGCAGGAGGCAGCAGCCACUGUGCCCUCUAGGAGGUGAUGCAUUUUCCGCUUUAACGAUAGUUAAUGAAUGAAAGAUUAUUCUGCCGCAAAGCACACAGUUUGUCUUUUAUUUCAGGUAGAGGCGCUCUGAUUUUGGGGAGCACAAGCCAACCUUCAUACCGGUCUCUGUCAUUAAAAGAUCGACUGUUGGUUAAUUUUACUGUCAACAAUAGAAAGACUUACUUUAAAAAAAAAAAAAAACACUUUUGUGAACAUUUCUGUUAAUCUCCACGGGUGCAGUGGGGGCAGGUGCUCUGACCCCGCGAGGCCCAGGGAGGGUCGGGGACUUGCUGAGGUCCCCCAGCAGAGCUGCGGUCGAUUCUCACAGAUCUGAUGGAGGAUGCAACACCGGAAGAAGAGCCAGGGCUGCUCCGUCUCGCUCUUCCCUGCCCCGCCGGCCGCAGGGUAGUGAUUGGUUGCCCAUGGCUGCAGGUUCCCUCGAGCCGGGCCCGGAAGUGAGCAGCAGCCAGGUCCCUGAGGCUGGCCGCAGGCUAGGAGCCAGCAGAGGGCCGUAGAAAGCAGCCGUGGUGGAAGUGACGUCUGGGCCCCUGGCGUGGGGCUCAGAGCCACGCCUGGCCUGGUUCCCCCACCGUGUCAGCCCUAAACACUGCCUUCACUUCAGAAGGUCAAGGGGGUGGGCUGUGGCCAUGACGUUGCAGACAGCGUUAGGAACACGACUUUGAUGGAUGGUACAGUGAGUUUUGGAAAGAGGAAGAAAAGCAGUUUCCAAGCUUUGAGAAAAAGGAACUCUGUUUGAAAGAUUUGGUGUAAGAAGCUGUCAAAUAUGGUUUUCACUCUGAUGGUACUCGGCUAAGACACCAGCGCCAGCUGCCCCUGGCCAGGAGUCUAGUUUCCUUGGGGGAAGUCUCGUGGAUUUGACAUGGCUGCAGAGGACACGGCCUCGACCCGGCUGGGGGCCGGGAGGCAGCACCUCCGUCCACUGAAGAGGAGGGGCUUGGUGCUGCUGAGACUCACGGCCAUCGUCUUUGCUGUGCUUGUCUUUUGUGAAUUUCUAAUCUAUUACCUAGUGAUCUUCCGGUGCAGUUGGCCUGCAGUGAAAACUCCCGCGGAUGCCGGUGGACUCGGGACCCCUGAGCCUGUGCUCAGGGCCAUGUUCUUGGCUGACACCCACCUGCUCGGGGCUGUGAGAGGCCACUGGCUGGACAAAUUACGGAGGGAGUGGCAGAUGGAGCGAGCCUUCCAGACGGCACUGUGGCUGCUGCAGCCUGAAGUCGUCUUCAUCCUGGGAGACGUCUUUGACGAAGGGAAGUGGAGCUCCUCCCAGGCCUGGGCGGACGACGUGGGGCGCUUCUGGAAGAUCUUCCGACACCCGCCCCAUGUGCAGUUGAGGGCCGUGGCCGGUAACCAUGACAUCGGCUUCCACUACCAGAUGAACACAUACAAAAUAAAACGAUUUGAGAAAGUUUUCAACCCUGAAAAGCUGUUUUCUUGGAAAGGAAUUAACUUCUGUGUCCCAGGGACACAGUCGCCAGUGGACAGCACAGGUGGCCCAUGGCUGAUCUCCUGCCCUUGCCUCAGUUUCGUGAUGGUUAACAGCAUCGCACUGGAAGGGGACAGCUGUGAUAUCUGCUCUGGAGCAGAGGCUGAGCUCCUGGAAAUCUCUCACCGGCUGAACUGCUCCCGGGAGCAGGAGCAUCGCCCCCAAGAGUGUGGAGACAGGCAGCGGCUGCCGGCCUCGGCCCCCAUCCUCCUGCAGCACUUCCCGCUUUACCGGAGAAAUGACGCCAACUGCUCCGGGGAGGACGCGGCACCCCCCGACGAGAAGUACACCCCCUUCAAGGAGCGCUAUGAUGCGCUCUCCCAGGAGGCCUCGAGGAAGCUGCUGUGGUGGCUCCGGCCGCGCCUGGUCCUCAGUGGCCACACGCACAGCGCCUGCGAGGUCCUGCACGGGGCCGGCGUCCUGGAGGUCAGCGUGCCAUCUUUCAGUUGGAGGAACAGAAACAACCCCAGUUUCAUCAUGGGCAGCGUCACGGCCACAGAGUACGCCCUUGCCAAGUGCUACCUGCCCUGCGAGGACAUGGUUCUGACCACGUACUGCACGGCGGCCGGGGGCCUUGUGCUCCUCACGUUAGUCCACGCUGGGCUUGUAGCCUCACCUUUUCAUUUCGGUUGGAACAUGCUCAGAAAAUUUAAGACCACGCCUGGAACAAGCCUGGAACCCUUGUCUUUUUCUCACUCUUUGUUUACGAUGAGACCUGUGGUCAAGGACAGCCAUAGUCAAGGCACGGAGAUCUACAGGGAUUUUCCUUGAGUAGUUAUACAAAAUAAUAUUACAUUUCGUGGUCUGUACAGUGUAAUAAACCAGCAGUAAAACAACAAAAAGAACCUAUGAAAGGAGGCCGUUGCCUGAGCAGCGUCACUUUGACUUCAACAGUGGUUUAUGUUUGGUGCCGGGUGAACAGCUUCUACUCAAGUCAGAUGAAGCGUCUCACUGACUGGUGAGCCGGCCCCCAGUCGCCUGCACCUGGUGAACCGUCCUGCAGGGAGGGCUGCCAGCUCAUCCUGAGACUUCCCAGGAAAAAUGCUGACCAGACAGGAAGCUUCUUGUAAUCACUCCUGAGUGUUCCCGACUGACACCAUGUCCCCAACAGCCCGCCAGUGUCUGGGGAGAGGCGCCCGUCCCGCCAGCUGCCGCUCCGGAUCAGACUCACUCUCUCUCCUCUCACAGUUCUAGUCUCUAAGGUAAAAGAUGAUGAGAAAGCCGUACAGUUUCACAAGGCUGACACCUCUGCUGGCCUGUCAGGUGUCAGGGUUUCUUUCCUGGUCACCGGAUCUAUUAGGAUGUAAACUGGCCACCGCAGUGACUCUGGAAGUGGAGGGCGGUGGCCCCUGUGAGCCCGAUGAGAAGUGUGAGGACAGACUCGAGGGGCAGGCUCAAGGCCAGGGUAACUGAGCUCCCAGGGUCGGCCUCGUAGAGGGAUGGACUCCAGGGGACGACCAGGAGCUCAGACCUCGGUGGGGGGGGGGGUGCGCAGGGAGCCUCCCGGAGGGGCAUGGCUGGGCCCCGAGGGUACAGUGUCCUCCGGUUCGGGCGGUGGUCGCGGCCCAGCCCCACCUACCUGGUCUGUGGGCGUGUAGUCCACCAGGCUGACGCUGUCAAUUCUCUCCAGGAAGCUGAAAAGAAAGCCAGACGUGCUUGGGACCGCUCUGGGGACGCCUCUGGGCUGGGGGGCAGGUGUGCAGGGCCUGCACGAGCCCAGGGGGACGGGGCAGCCACGGGCCAGCAGCUUCCCGCGUUCUUCCUGGACACAUGUCUCCCCAGCAGGUCAGAGUCCUGAGGGUCCUGAUCUGUCACGGUGGGGGAGCGGGGGCCCAGGCCUCUGCCCUCCCUUGACAGGUUUGACAUGUAUUUGUCUUUCUGUUUUAUCGUCUGUCUCUCCCUCCAAACGUGGGACCCACAGGGCAGAUCUGGCUUGUUGGCCGGGUUUCCCCAGCGCCUGUGGGGCAGCCCAGCCCCUGCAUAUUUGUGGGAUGAAGUGAGCAGGGGGCUGUGAGGCCCAGCCUGCAACCGACACAGGAAGACACAGCGCUGGUUAACCAGUGAGCAAAGGACCACUUCUCGAGGGGUGGGGGCAGCAGAGUGUGUGAUGAGCGGGCGGGGCUCUGAGUGCCCCGGCGGAGCUCUCCUGGUCGGGGGUCCCUGUGGCUGAGGUGGGGCUCCGGCCCUGGGGAGAGUGGAUGUGACCUGGAUCAGGGAGACUCGGCCGGAGUCCCUGCCUGGACAGCUCGGGGUCCACUGUUCCGGAUCUGGAGUAAAGUCAUGGUGGGCCUUUCUCCCAGCCUGUGUGCCCGUGAGCUUCUGCACAGAGGGGGGAGCACCUCCACACCUCCACACAGUCCCCCUCCCCAGCCAGCACUGCAGGCCCUUGAGCUGCUCACAGGAGGAGGUGGGAGUGCAGAAGACCCCAGAGGAGCCACAGGAGGGGACCCCUGAGAGCUGAGUCUGGUUUGAAAACCACAGUGCACUCUGGCCCAGUCCUUGCCAGCCUUGCAUUUGGUGGAGUGGAGGGCACCUCAAAGUCCACCCCGACCGUCUAGCAGGACGGGAAAGGGGCAAGAAGACUUGAGUCUGUGAUGAAGGGGGAGGGGUGUCUGCCGAGGUGGGGAGGGACUCUAGACUAUAGCCCAGAAACCUGGGGGCUUCGGUGGGGAGAUGAGCCACCCCCCUUCCCUGUGUAUGGAUGUAAUAAUUUGAAGCAGAAGUGGUCUGUCCUCUCGGCAGGGACAUCUAAUAUGAGAAGGUGAUACAGAUACAGAUCAUCUCUGAUCGAAAGGGCUGGAAGGAACUGAAAAUCAAACCAAAUAUGAAGCCUUCAGCCCUGGUUAGAGGGUAGGAGGCGCCCGAUUUCAAACACGAUGCAGACAGGGUGGAGGGGGUGGGUGAAUCUAUUCAGAUGGUAAUAACGGGUUAAGUAGAAACAAUGACGUGUGGUUAACAAAAAAGACAUCAGAAGUUGUUGAAAGAUCAGAGACCGCCUUCCCAAGGACACGUGGGAGUACCUUCCUGACCACUUCCUGACCGCGACUAAGGAAAGAUAUACCAUCUG